GAAGAACUGAAGCACCCACAAGCUCAAACAAAAUACACGUAAAUAAAUUAAUUUAAUUGAAUAAUUAUGAUUCAAAAGUCAUCAACACGCACCAUUUCUUUGACGCACACACACACACACAAAAAAAAACUCUAACUAAAGCUAGUUCUUGGGCCUACUGCUUGCGGGAAAUCUGAAGGCAAUCUGGGAAUGCUAUCGAUGUCAUCAAUGGUCAUGUGUGUGGUGUGUUUUUGUGUCAAAGGUUAGAUUAGGUUACCCACAGUGACCCCCGUAGGCUACGCCAAACUACACACUACGUUUAGUCGAUAGUCGAUAGUCGAUAGUAGCUCUGCUGGAUCUGCAACUUGCGUACGAGUGUCUCGAGCUGGCAGGCAACCAAUUAGUAGUACGACAAACCUAGUGAAGUCUUUUCCAUCAAAAUGGAAGAUUAUAUAGAAGUGAGACAAAUAUCCAGUUGUGCUAUCAAAUCAAGGAUUGUGUUCAGUACCAUCGGCGUCUUCGUCGGUUUGUCUAUCUGUGCUGUGUUCGGUGCACACUACCACAAUUACAACGUAGCUUUAUGGGGGUUGACCUCGGGUAUUGCAGCUGCAGUUGCUCUCGGAGUCACCAUCGCGUACAUCAAACAUAUGUGGGACUCGAACCCGCGACGUCUGAAGGGGUUUAUGCUGGCAGGAUGUUUCAUACAGCUCGCUGGUGUCUGUGGGUUCGUGACAUACCUCGUUCUGGCGAUCACAAACAAUCAAGACCUGAUUGUGUACGGGCCGGGCUACUACCUGACGUGCGUCUGGUGCUUCAUGACCUGGAAGUGGGGCUUCUGGCUGCUGAUCUACUCCAGGUCGUUCCUCCGCUCCUACGGAGACGCGGACCGAAUGAUCCAGGGGGAGGACGUCGUUGCUCCAGGAGCGCUGUAGGGAGAAAAGACAAACGUGAAAGACAAAGUGAGAGUUGUUGGCAGUGACAUUUUUUUCUUACAUGUGUUUGAUUCACGGCUGUUGGAUGUGCUCUGCAGGGGUGCAGAAAGCCUACCUACAGGUAUUCAAAUUGCCAGAACAGAUUCUCUCUUUAUCGCUCGUUAACUGCGCCUGGGCCAAGUGGGGUUUUUUCCCUUACUCUUCCGGCCGUCAUAGAUUACACGGCUGUUUUGACGACCAACUACUGUAAAACUCUGACUGUUUGAUGACCAACUACUGUAAAACUCUUGACUGAUGACCAACUACUGUAAAACUCUGACAAUGUGCUCUUCACGAUUCAUGGGACUACAGGAUGUCUGUGUGUUAUUUCAUGUUUACGAAAAUCUAGAGAUUGAAGAGUGAAAAAUUUUUUUAGAAUUUGAAAUCAUUCUGGUGUAUUGUAACAGAAAUUUCAUAUCAAUAUGAAACAACUUUGUUUUAAAAAGUCCAUUUUAGUACGGGGAAGAGUGAACUUCAUCAGGUUUUUAUUAUUUUGUGUCUUGUGGGUUUUUUGCAGUCAGCUGUCAGCAGUAUAGAAUACAUUGCACUUCUGGUUCUGUCGUUGUUUAGUAAAAUUACUCAAAUUAUGUCAGUUGUCAGCUGUGUUUAUGUGACUGCAGGAUUUUUGAGUUUCUACACAUUUUUUUGCGUCAAAGAGUAGCUGCAGUUGCUUGCAUGCUGCGCUGGUUGUGAAAAGUCCAGUCGCCUGUACCUCCUGGAUAGAUCGGAUGAGUGGAUGGAUUUGUUGAAUUGUUGGAUUAAUUUGAUGAGUGGAUUUGUUGAACUGUUUGAUUAAUUAGAUUUUUUGUAUUUGUUUUUAGACCUGUGGUGUCUGAUACUUUUGAGCAUCUCCUGCUUAGUCUAAUGUGCCUACAACUACAACAUAUAGUUGUAAAUUAAUUGCAGUUUCUAGCCAUAGACGUGCUGUAGUACGUAACACUGUGGGUCGUUGGGGGUGCUCUGGAGUGAUUUUCUCUUUUCUGAUCAAACAUCUAUCGUCCUUACAUUUGUUCUCCUUCUAUUUUGUGUUUGUUUCUCUCUUGUAACACCUCCACUCCCGGCUCUUAAAUGACCGAGUUGUGUUGCAAGUGUCGUAAGACUCUUACUAAGACUGACACUUUCACUUCCCACUAGGUUGUGUUCGUCCGCAGGUUGAUUUUUGAUAGCAUGUAAAUGUAUUUCUCCUCAAAGCAUGAUCACAUUAUAAAUGAAAAGUAUACACUGUUUUUUGAGUCUGUAACACCCAGUUGCGUCUCUACCUCAAGUAUACGAGUCAGAGAUCUCUAAUUAUUGUAUACAGAGUUUUAUUAUCACGCGACAUAAAUUUGUGAUGUUCACAAAUUUGGUAAGAAGUUUGCAAUACAAGUCAUUGGCGAAUAAAUGUUUAAAAGGGCGUAUCUGCAUAGGGAGACAUGACAUUAAAAUUGCGAAUUUAAAACUUUCGCGAAAAAUAAAAUUGACACAAUAAUUAAAAAAUUAUUUAAAAUUCACUAAAUGUCAUCUGAUGUAUCAAGGGAUUCCGAACAACAUUUUUUUGACUCGUUUGACUCAUCAAAUUUUUCUCCACUUUUUUUUUUUUCGAAAAUGAGUUUGCAAAAUAACAUACACCCCCAAAAGUGUUUCCAAAUUUGUAUGAUUUUAUGCAUUGUACAUGCAAUGUAAGAAACAUGUAGCCUACCUUGUAUGUUUCCUAUAAUGGUACUGUGUAAUAAGCAUGAACAGUCUAAAUGUUAUAUUUGCCUUUUUUGGGUAGCCAUAUGUGGCCUGCAUUUUAUAGUAGGCCAACAGUCGAGCACGAAUAGUUAAAACUUGCUGAGGAUCAACAAAUGUGUUCUCUGAACCGAUGUCGAAAAAUUAAAGAGAUGUGUAUAUAGAUCUAUAUCAGUCUGGGAAUGGCAAACUUUAUGAGCUAUCAGUGAUUUAGGUUUUGUGUGUUCAUGUUAUCUGUGCUUAAGUGUACGUUCUAAGAAUACGUCUCACAUAUAUUAUGACAGAGGUGGAGUUUCCAUCCUUCAUUUUGUUCCAGUGUCCACCUGAGUGACUCAAACAAUAAUAAUUGAAUCUGUAAACAAAAUGUCACUCGCAUGCGGAUAAAAUUUUGCUAAUUGCUCAAACAAACUAAGGGUUGCAUUAUUUGGGAGUGGAAACUUUGCCUGUUGAAUUAAAAGGAAUUUAUAGAUUCUCUCUCUCUUCCCCCCCCUCCCCAUUUCCAAACUCAACCUUGCAAAAAGAAUAUACAAUGUUUAAACCACAAAAAGAAAGAAAGAAGGUAUUUACAACCUUUUAUUUUAUAUGGAAACUUUGUUAAACAACACGAAACAUAUUUAAGAUACUUUUGAUAUGAAAUAUGUAUUUCAUUUAUUAUUCAUUUUUUUUCCUUUGUCUCUUGUAACUGUAAAAUAUGUAGGCCUAUGCUUUAUACGAUGUGUGGGAAUGGCCUUAAGAACUGAAUAAGAUACCGACCUAUAUAUUAUAUUGAUACAGAAAGCGAGAUAAAAGAAA
This is a messenger RNA of Aplysia californica (California sea hare), 3452 nucleotides long. Its product is annotated as heme transporter hrg1-A. Gene Ontology annotation, cellular component: lysosomal membrane; plasma membrane. The transcript has 4 exons. Gene Ontology annotation, biological process: heme transport. Lineage: Eukaryota; Metazoa; Mollusca; Gastropoda; Aplysiida; Aplysiidae. Bases 420 to 911 code for a protein of 163 amino acids. The record is from RefSeq and is a predicted model, not a curated record. Gene Ontology annotation, molecular function: heme transmembrane transporter activity; heme binding.